Messenger RNA from Antechinus flavipes (yellow-footed antechinus), 4657 nucleotides. RefSeq names its product alkB homolog 8, tRNA methyltransferase (gene ALKBH8). The transcript has 12 exons. Bases 184 to 2223 code for a protein of 679 amino acids. Gene Ontology annotation, biological process: tRNA wobble uridine modification. The record is from RefSeq and is a predicted model, not a curated record. Gene Ontology annotation, cellular component: nucleus; cytoplasm. Gene Ontology annotation, molecular function: 2-oxoglutarate-dependent dioxygenase activity; S-adenosylmethionine-dependent methyltransferase activity; tRNA binding. Lineage: Eukaryota; Metazoa; Chordata; Mammalia; Dasyuromorphia; Dasyuridae.
UUAUGAAAGGCGCAAAUGCUGCCACAGAGCAGCAAUUUAGAAACCAUGGACUCUGGUCAGCAAGGGGUUAACUGGGUGGGGUAAGUGAGGCUGUUCUAUGUUUAGGCUGGAGAAGAAAGGACUGUGGGACUUGUAGUCGUAGUCCCGCGGGCUGAUGGGAAAUGGAGUGCCGCUUUUUCCAACAUGGCUGCCCCCAGUGCUAGUAUGGACAACAAUAACCCCAAUCAUCCAAAACUUAGUAAAACUGAGAAGAAAUUCUUGAGGAAACAAACCAAAGCCAGACACACAUUGCUGAGACACGAAGGCAUCGCAAGUGUAUCCCAUGCCACCGAGAGCCUGGUCAUUGCUAAUGGAGGUUUGGGUAAUGGUGUGUCUAGGACCCAGCUUCUUAGGGUUUUAGAGAGAUGUGGAUCGGUGGAAGCUCUCUUAAUGCCACCUAACAAACCCUACUCCUUUGUAAGAUAUAGGACCAAAGAAGAAUCUAAAAGAGCCUAUGCAACCCUCAAUGGAAAGGAAAUGGUGGAUGACUUGGGACAAAAUAUCACUCUGUACUUAAACUUUGUGGAAAAAGUGCAUUGGCAAGGUCUCAGGCCUCCAGUAUUACCUCCAGGCCUCAUGAUUGUGGAAGAAAUUGUUUCUCCUGAAGAUGAGAAAAUGUUACUGGAAAGUAUUGAUUGGACUGACAAUUCUGUUGGUCAAAAUGCUCAGAAAUCUUUAAAACAUAGAAAAGUAAAGCAUUAUGGGUAUGAAUUUCGCUAUGAUAAUAACAAUGUAGAUAAGGAUAAGCCCUUACCAGGAGGUCUUCCUGAUAUUUGUAAUAUUAUUUUAGAGAAGUGUUUGAAAGAAGGACACAUUAAAUAUUUCCCUGAUCAAUUGACAGUAAAUCAGUAUGAACCUGGACAGGGAAUUCCUCCUCACAUUGACACCCAUUCCGCUUUUGAGAAUGAGAUCAUAUCUCUCAGUUUGGGAGCAGAGAUUGUCAUGGAUUUUAAGCACCCAGAUGGUUACACGGUGUCAGUUAUGCUACCUCAACGGAGUUUGCUGGUGAUGACAGGAGAAUCUAGAUACCUUUGGACCCAUGGAAUCACACCCAGAAAAUUUGAUGUUAUUCAAGCAUCUCAGGGACAGAAAAGUGGAGUUAUCACUAGUGAUGCUGGAAACUUAACGUUAAAUAAAAGAGGAGUGCGGACCUCAUUUACAUUUAGGAAAGUGAGGAGAACACCUUGUGAUUGCAGUUACCCUUUGUUCUGUGACAGUCAGAGUUGUCAUCAAAAUGAAACUUUCCCCUCCUUCCCAGAGAAUGACAAAGAAGCCUCAGAACUGGAACAGGAAUAUGUCCAUAGAGUUUAUGAGGAGAUAGCAGAGCACUUCAGCAGCACAAGGCAUACCCCAUGGCCCCAGAUUGUGGCAUUCUUGAAAGCUUUACCAAAGGGCUCAAUAGUGGCAGAUAUUGGGUGUGGAAAUGGAAAAUAUCUAGGCCUGAAUAAGGAGAUAUAUAUGUUUGGUUGUGAUCGCAGUCAAAACCUCAUCGAUAUAUGUGGGGAAAGGCAGUUUCAGGCUUUUGUCUGUGAUGCCCUAACUGUGCCCAUUCGCAGUGAGACAUGUGAUGCUUGCAUUUCCAUUGCUGUUAUUCACCAUUUUGCAACAGCAGAACGAAGACUGGCAACCCUCCAAGAAUUGGCUCGACUCCUGAGGCCUGGAGGAAGGGCUCUCAUUUAUGUCUGGGCAAUGGAACAAGAAUACAAUAAGCAGAAGUCUAAAUACCUUAAGGGGAGCAGGGAUAGUGAUGAGAAGAAAGAGCAUCUCAGCAGUGGUGUAUUGGCUUCAGGGCCACUUGGAGAGCAGAAUCCUGGCCCCAGCAAUCAUGAUUUUGUAUGUUCUAUCUCAGCUAUUAAUGACUUGACAAGGGAUGAAGGUAGUAAUGCAAAUGGAGUAAUUAAUUCCAAGCUGCCAGUUCACACUAAUAGGACUUCUUUUCAUUCUCAAGAUGUAUUGGUUCCUUGGCACCUCAAAAGGGGCCCUACAAGAGAGAAACAUGCUGAGCCACAGAAACUUAAAUCUGAUCCGGUGGGGCUACCUGAUCCAACCCCUGUAUUUCACCGCUAUUACCAUGUAUUUUGUGAAGGAGAACUGGAAGCGGCAUGUAGAAUGUUAAAUAACAUAAGCAUUCAGCAAAGCUAUUAUGAUCAGGGAAACUGGUGUGUGAUUUUCAAAAAGCUCUGACUCUUAAGUACUUCACAUAGGCAAGAUAUGCUUAAUCAUUUUUAAAAAAUUAGUCGACCAUUUCUUAGGCUAAGAAGAAAGUCUUCUGGGGACAAAGUCCCAUCAAACCUACUUGCUAGAAAAUUGAAGAAGCGGAGAAAUGGUAGUUUAUCAGCAGACAUCUAAUCUAUAUGUGUACCCUGCUCUACCAUCUGGUUGACCUCAGAUAAGGCAUUUAAUCUCUCUUUCCAUCUGUCAGCUGGGAUUUAUAAUAUACUUGGUUUUUUUUUUUUUUAAGCUUUACUCACAGGUACACAGACUUUGUAAAAAAAAAAAAACCUGAAUGAAUUGAAUUGAAAAAUUGAAUUGAAAAGCUUUGAUAUCUUUAAAUUUAUAUCCUUUUGAUAGAAGGUGUUUCUCUUUAAAGCAUUAAGGAGUGCCUUAAUUUUAAAAUAUUAAUUUAAAAUUCUUUGUAAUUCAUGCAGAAAUCACAAUCUGGUAGUGUCUUAAUAAAUUUGUAAUUUUUAAUAAAAGAACUUAAAUCUUAUUGACACUUAAAUAAUUAUCCCUUCAAUAGAAACUGUUUGUAUUCUUAACCUUGGAUUUGUAUUUGUUUAUUUGGAGGGUAGAAUGGGAUUUGAUAAUUCAUAUUAAUCAGGAAGCUCUCUAACUUUGAGGUUCCCCCAAAUUUUCAACCUGGUUCCCUUUCUUUUUUACAUUCUCUACUUUCACACUAGAUUAUAUCAGUUCCUAUCAGUUCAUUGAUCAUUUCUGUAAAUCAUUCCCAGAUCUAUAUAUCAAGCUCUAAUUAUUACUGAGUUAUACAAUUUUAAUUGUCUCUUGAGCAUCUCUAACUAUGUUUCUUCAGGCAUCUCAAAACUCAACAUGUCUAAACAGAAUUCAUUUUCUUUCUCCCCAAAUCUUUCCCCUUCCAAUUUUCCCCAUUACUCUUGAGGAUUCCACUAUCUUCUCAAUUACACAGACUUAAGAUUUUGAUGUUAUCCUUGACUCAUCAUCCUCAGUUAGCCCAUUGUCAAAUUUUGUUUCUACCUUUAUAGCAUCUCUUAUAUACAUACCUACUCUCCACUUAUUCUGCCACAAUUCUAGGUCAGGUUCUCAUCACUUCUUGUUUGGACUGCUAUAAUUGUCAUCUAAUAGUCUCCUUACCUCAAGUUUCUCUCCAUUCCAAACCAUAAUCCAAUUAGGUGCUAAAGUGAUUUUUAUAAAUUAUAGCUCUGGCCACAUCAUUCCUCUGUUCAGUGAUCUUCACUGGCUCUCUAUCACUUCCAGGAUUAAAGAUAAAGUCUUCUAGCAUUUAAAGCGCUACAUAACCUGGAUGUGAGCCCUUUCUACCUAUUUAAUACAUCUUACUUCUCUCCACAAACCUACUUAUCUUCUCCCAUCUUGCAGUGGCCAUACCUCCUACCUUGAAUGCUCUGCUCCUAUACUUAGCUUCUUAGUUUUUCCAGCUUUAUUCAAAUCAUCUCAAAUAUUGUCUUUUGCAGGAGAUUUUUCCCAGUCUCUCUGACUGAUGUCUUUUUUCAGAUUACCUUCAUCUACUCUGUAUAUAUCUUCUAUGUAUCUACUUAUUUUUAUGAUUUCCCCUUAUAAUCUUUAAGGGAAGGAACUUUUAUCAUUUCUUUGUGUCUUUAGUGCUUCACACAGUGUCCCAUGCUUAGCAGACAAUAAAUGUUGAUUAACUGAAAAAGUAGGAUCAUUUGAAUAUGACUAUGAUGACAAAUUCCAGGUAGGAUAAUUAACCAAAGUUAAACUCACAGACCCCUUACAGAUCUCCAUGGAUAGGUAGGUUAACAGAGCAUCAGCUCUUCUAAUCCUCUUAAUAAAGAGUAUGAUGGCCACAGAUCAGAUCUAAUUGCCCUUCUGGCUAAAAAAAAAAAAAUUAAUCAUUUUACAUUCAAUGGAAACAAUGUUUGUUCUAUUUGGUUGUUUUAUUUCUUUUAACUGUUCUUUUUUGGUUUCUAUUGGAUUUUUCUUCCUAUUGUUCCCUCAAUCUGGCCCUCAAAACGGUAGCAUUGUCCAGAGACCUUCUCUAGUUAUUCUUUCUCCAGGUGAACUCUUCUCCUCCAAUCAAUUUAUUAGUCACUUUUAGGCAGAUUAUUCUUCAGCCCCCAUUUCACUUUUCCAACACAAAGUCAAAUUUAACACGUCUACAUGGUCUUUAUUUAAACUCUUAGAAAUAAAGAGAUAGAACAACUGUGUAAAAUAAAAGCCUAAUUAAUAAAUUUGGUAGAAUUUUCUUGUUUAACUCCUUUUGCAGUUCAGUUUAAUAAUAUGUGAAUAUGGCCCUGUACCUAUGCUAUUUUGGAUUUGUGUGUUCAUUCACUGAUGGCUGUCAAAUAUAACCUUAACUAUUAGAAUCCUUCUAUAAUAACACCUGCAAACAAAUACAAUAGUUGUUUUGUACUCAGUCACCAAUAAACAGAUGUUGUCAGUC